ACAAAAACAACGUUACGCAGUUCCGUACAGAGUGAAACGCUUGCAAUUUUUAGCAGUCCAUUUUAAUGUUAACAUAUUUUUACCUUCUUAUUUCUUUGAUAAAGAAAUUGCAUUCACCAAGAAUGACUUCAGUAUUGCAAGCGUUAUCUCACCUGAUUGGCCAGUGGAUGGAUGUACAAGGAAUUUUGAUAUUUCUGAGUGUGCUGCUUUUGGUGAAACAUCUGUGUGAUGUUUGUUCAAAGAACAUGCCGCCUGGUCCCUUCCCUCUGCCUUUCAUUGGAAACAUUUUGAAUUUAGGCUUUAAAGAUCCACUGGGUUCCUUCCAAAGGAUUGCUGAGCGGUAUGGAGGGGUGUGCACAAUAUAUUUUGGAGACAAACCUUUAAUACUGCUCACUGGAUACAAGACUUUCAAAGAGGCAUUUGUGGAGCAGGCGGACGUCUUCACUGACCGGCCGUACUUCCCUUUAAAUGACAAGCUUAGUAAAGGGAAAGGUCUGAUCAUGUCUAAUGGACACAUGUGGCGUCAACAAAGGCGUUUUGCUGUGUCGACACUGAAGUAUUUUGGUGUGGGGAAGAAAAUUCUAGAAAACUCCAUUCUGCAGGAGUGUCGCUUUCUCUGUGACACUGUGCACACUGAACACGGUCUGCCCUUUAAUCCUCACCAUCUUUUGACCAAUGCAGUGGCUAAUAUAAUCAGUGGCUUGGUGUUUGGCCACAGGUUUGAGUAUGGUGACCAUAAAUUCCAUUUGAUGCAGCAUUAUAUUGAUGACAUCUUACAGCUUCCUCUCUCUAACUGUGGUCGGUUAUAUAAUCAGUUUCCCAAACUGAUGUCCUUGCUUCCAGGACAGCACCAGACUGCAUUUGCCAGCAUGUCUAAACUUCAGCCCUUUAUGCAUGAGGAAAUCAACAAACACAAGGAGGAGAGAGACCCCUCCAAUCCCAGAGACUACAUUGACUGUUAUCUGGAUGAAAUUGAGAAGUGUAAGGACAAUGCAGCAGAGUUCACAGAGGAAAACCUCAUACACUGUGUGGUGGAUCUGUUUUCAGCAGGCACAGAAACCACCUCUAAUACACUCAGAUGGGCAUUACUCUACAUGGCCAAGUAUCCAGAAGUACAGGAGAAAGUCCAGUCUGAGAUUGAUCAGGUGAUCGGACAGACGCGUCAACCCUUGAUGGAUGACCGAACAAACCUGCCGUACACCUACGCCGUGAUCCAUGAGAUUCAGAGGUUUGCAAACAUUGCUACUUUUACGCCUCCACGAGUGGCCAACAAGGACACCACAGUGGCAGGAUGUCUCAUUCCAAAGGGAGUGAUAGUGAUGCCAAUGCUGAAGACAAUCCAGCUGGACAAGAAUGAAUACAGAACUCCUUAUGAAUUCAACCCUGCACAUUUUCUGGAUGAAAAUAGCAAAUUUUUGAAGAAAGAAAAUUUCAUACCAUUUUCAAUUGGUAAGAGGAUGUGUCCAGGAUUACUGUAUUUUAAAGCCCAGGGAAUUCAGAGACAAACCAAGACAUCUCGCUAUCUCAGCACUGAAAUGGCAUCAGUGUUGCAAGCGUUAACACACCUGAUGGACCAAUGGAUGGAUGUACAAGGAAUCCUGAUAUUUCUGUGUGUGCUGCUUUUGGUGAAACACCUAAGUGAUGUUCGUUCAAGAAACCUGCCACCUGGCCCCUUCCCUCUGCCUUUCAUUGGAAAUUUUUUGAAUAUCGGCUUUAAUGAUCCAAUGGAUUUCUUUCCAAAAAUUGCUGAGUGGUAUGGAAAUGUGAGCACUCUGUUCCUUGGAGAAAAACCCUGUAUACUUCUCACUGGAUACGAGUCUUUCAAAGAGGCAUUUGUUGAACAGGCGGACAUCUUCACAGACAGACCAUACUUCCAUGUGAAUGACAGGAUCUGUAAAGGGAAAGGUCUGAUCUUCUCCGGUGGGCACAUGUGGCGUCAGCAGAGGCGUUUUGCUCUGUCAACACUGAAGUAUUUUGGUGUCGGCAAGAAAACUUUAGAAAACUCCAUCCUGCAAGAGUGUCACAUUGUCUGUGAUGCUCUGCAUACUGAACGAGGUUUGCCAUUCAACCCUCAUCAUGUCUUGACCUAUGCGGUCGGUAAUGUAAUUUGCAGUCUGGUUUUUGGCUACAAGUUUGAUUACGACAACCAUCAUUUUCAUCAGCUGUUGCAGUAUUCGGAUGACAUCUUCAAGCUGCCUGUCAAUAACUGGGGUCGGUUGUAUAACGAGUUUCCCACUCUGAUGUCCUUGCUGCCGGGACAACACCAGACUGCAUUCGCCAACCUUUCCAAGUUGAAGUUCUUUUUUCAGGAGGAAAUCAGGAAACACAAGGAGGACAGAAACCCAUCCAAUCCCAGAGACUACAUUGACUGCUAUCUGGAUGAAAUUGAGAAGAGCAAGGACAGUGCUGCCGAGUUCACAGAAGAAAACCUCAUACACUGUGUAUUGGAUCUGUUUGGAGCAGGCACAGAAAGCACUGCUAAAACUCUCAGCUGGGCAUUACUUUACAUGGCCAAAUAUCCAGAAGUGCAAGAGAAAGUCCAAUCUGAAAUUGAUCAGGUGAUUGGACAGACACGGCAGCCCUCGAUGGAAGACAGAACUAGUGUGCCAUAUACCUACGCUGUGAUCCAUGAGAUUCAGAGGUUUGCAAAUGUUCUUGCCUUCAUUCCUCCAAGAAUAGCCAGCAAAGACACCACAGUGGCAGGAUGUGUCAUUCCUAAGGGUGUAAUGGUGCUACCAAUGCUCAAGCCAAUCCUAGAAGACAAGAAAGUGUACAGCACUCCAUAUGAAUUCAACCCUGAACAUUUUCUGGACGAAAACGGAAAAUUUGUGAAGAGAGAAAAUUUCAUCCCUUUUUCAAUAGGUAAGAGGAUGUGUCCAGGUGAGCAGCUCGCUCGUAUGGAGCUCUUCCUCCUCUUCAUCUCUCUGAUGCAGCAUUUUACCUUCCUGCCGCCUGAGGGACAGACGCUGAGUCUUAAAAGGACAGUUGCCAUCGCGUCUGCUCCAGAACCUUUCCAGAUACGUGCUGUGCCUCGAUAGAGUGACAUCAGUCAAAUCACAGCACACUGCCAGAGCACAAAUAAACUGAAUAACAUAUGUGCAUGUCAUAUUUUUUUUUUUUUUUUUUGUAACAUAAAGCACUGUGUAUGAAACUAUCAAUGAAAAUGACAUUAGGUUUCAGAUCACACCAAGUAGUUAUCUACAGGAUGCCAAUAACAAUAAAAUAGGCAAAGCUCAAAGUAUGCAACAUGAAUUAAAAAAAAAAAAAAGUUGUAAGGACUCCAACAUAAAUAUAUUUGUUGUACAAGAAUUUUUUUUUUUUUUUUUUUUGCAAUUAGCAAUGUUUUACACCACACUAUAAGUAAAUAAA
Myxocyprinus asiaticus (Chinese sucker) is the source of this 3369-nucleotide messenger RNA. RefSeq lists its product as uncharacterized. Gene Ontology annotation, molecular function: heme binding; oxidoreductase activity, acting on paired donors, with incorporation or reduction of molecular oxygen, reduced flavin or flavoprotein as one donor, and incorporation of one atom of oxygen; iron ion binding. The transcript has 20 exons. The record is from RefSeq and is a predicted model, not a curated record. Gene Ontology annotation, biological process: xenobiotic metabolic process. The coding region runs from base 66 to 3038 and encodes 990 amino acids. Gene Ontology annotation, cellular component: intracellular membrane-bounded organelle; cytoplasm. Lineage: Eukaryota; Metazoa; Chordata; Actinopteri; Cypriniformes; Catostomidae.